Molecule: messenger RNA, 2332 nt
Organism: Vidua macroura (Pin-tailed whydah)
Lineage: Eukaryota; Metazoa; Chordata; Aves; Passeriformes; Viduidae
Product: P2Y purinoceptor 1-like
Exons: 1
Coding region: 27-1079 (350 amino acids)
Biological process (GO): G protein-coupled receptor signaling pathway
Cellular component (GO): membrane
Molecular function (GO): neuropeptide receptor activity
Source: RefSeq, a predicted model, not a curated record
CCCUGGCAGGGCUGCCGCAGCGCCCCAUGGCUGCGGACGCUCUCUCCACGUGGCCCGGCAAUGGCACUCGGGCUCCUUGCCCCGUGGAUUCCGCCUUCGCCCAGCGCUUCCUGCCCGCCGUGUACCUGACCGUGAUCCCCCUGGGGCUGCUGGGGAACGGGCUGGGGCUGUGGCACCUCUGCACAGGGCCCCGCGAGGGUGCCCGCCAGCCCCUCAGCCUGCUGGUGGGCAACCUGGGGCUGGCUGACCUGCUCUACGUCAGCACACUGCCCUUCCUCGUCAGCUACUACCUGCAAGGCAGGGUGUGGAUCUUCGGGCAGCCCUGGUGCCGCCUCACCCGCAGCCUCUUCCACCUCAACCUCUACGCCAGCAUCGGCUUCCUCACCUGCAUCAGCAUCCACCGCUACCUGGGCAUCGUGCACCCGCUGCAGGCGCGGGGCAGGUGCCGGGGUGCGGCCUCUUCCGCGUGGCUCAGCGCGACCGUCUGGGUGUGGGUCAUUGCGCAGAUCGCUCCUGACCUUGCCUUCAGCAAGGCAGAUGACAAGAGGACGCAGUGCCAUGACACGACAGGACAGGAGCACCUGGAUGUUUACUUGCCCUACACCUUUGCUGUCACCGUGACUGGGUUUGUCAUCCCGUUCCUCAUCAUCAUCGGGUGCUACUGCCGCGUGGUGUUCGUGCUCUGCAGGAAUGACAGCGUGGAGCCCAGCCUCAGGAGGAGAAGCAUCGGACUGGUGAUCCUCGUCAUGGUUCUCUUUUCCAUCUGCUUCCUCCCCUACCACAUCUUCAGAAACCUCAACUUGUUUUUUCGCUGGCGGCCACAAGAGUACUGCACACAGGCUUCAAAGGACAUCUACAUUUCCUACCAGGUGACUCGGGGCCUGGCCAGCCUCAACAGUGCCCUCAACCCCCUGCUCUAUGUGAUUACCAGCAAAGACUGGAGGUCACGAGUGAGGACCAUCCGCCAAAGCGCCAGACAGUGUCUGAGGCCACCCUUCUGGAGCAAAACCUCUUGCCAGGCAGCUGAGAAGAGGAGGAAUGACAUUAUUUGUAAGGAAGAGGCUUCUAAUGAGCUCUGAGGUACCUGACACCCCUGCUUCUGCCACAUCAGCUUGUGCUUGGCCCCUCCAUGGGCAGCCCCGCACCCUGACACCUGCUUUGCAGAGAUGGUGACAGCAGCAUCACGGGCUCUGUGCACACAAGGGACAGGCAGGACUGUCAGCAUCGGAGAGAAAACUGGGACCAGAUUUCAAAACCAAAACUACUCAACCCAACCAUUUUGCCUACAGCACGCCUGGAGAUGGAAGGAGAUGAUCGCGUUUGCUCCAGUCCAAAGUAUUUCCCUCCAGCCUCUCAUGCAGCAGUCUGAGCUGGUGAACAUCCCCUUGCUUCCCAGCUCCUCUGUGACUGAGGGAUGGGAGGGAAUGACACCUUGUCCCUCCACUGCAUCUGCUCUACUGCACUGUGGGUUUGAGACAGCAUUCCCUCUUUUACCUAAAGAGAGGUCCUGCAUUGCAGAGCAGCUGAGAGAGCAAAUUUCUGCAAUGGAGGAAGAGCUUUGGAAAUGGAAAUAUUAAUUUAAAAAUCAGCUUUUAAGUACAUUACUAAGCUGUGCCAGUUCCUGGUUGACUGAGCUGUUUCAGGAUCUGUGGGAUCCUCUACUGCCCACCUCCUUUGCAGAAGAAAAAGACAUUUUUGGCAUUACUCCCUCUCUUUUGGAAGAGCACAUAUCAAAACUAACAAAUGGGCAUUUUAAAGUUUUUGGAGGCUAUUGGUUGGGGUUUUAUUUUAGAAGGUGAAUGACUGCAGUAGUCUGAACUCUUGCUUUCAGCAGGAAAAUGCCAAGAGAGUUUGCAAAUCUUCAGGUGGGUGCUUGCAUCUUGCAUCCAGCCUUGAGAGGCCAUUAGAUAUGACUUGUAAAAUUUAGAAAUGCAAAUAAAAAGAGAAGCAGCACUGGCAUGAAGGCUUGUGAAGGCAGGAUGUGAUGGCAAGAUCUGUAAUCACCAGGGCUAACAGAUCUCUGCUUUUAAGAUGAGCAGAGGCUCCCAAGGGUAUUUUCGUUUUUGAUCUCAGUGUUACCCACUACAAACAGCUCGAACAUUUCAAUUCAAUAAUGUGAUUUGCAGCAACAGCAGCUUUUGGAGCCCAGCUGAAGGAAGUGGACUGUGAGUUAAAAUCAGCCCUUUCUGGGAAAGCACUGGCCCACGGACGGACGUUGUGCUCUUUUCCUGACAUUUAUCACUGUCAGCUGUUCCUCACACAGACCCACCUUAGCUGGGCAGCGGAGGGUGCAUGGCUGGCUUUCAGCGCAGUUAAUAUGUCUGCAGUGCAA